This is a messenger RNA of Caenorhabditis angaria, 1201 nucleotides long. The record is from the annotation of a GenBank genome assembly. NCBI's taxonomy places the organism in Eukaryota, Metazoa, Nematoda, Chromadorea, Rhabditida, Rhabditidae.
AUGCCAAAGUCGAUUCGUCGCGGAACUGGAAAGAAAAGUGGAAAUCCCACAAAAUCGAAAAAAGGUGGGAAAAGCAAAAGAGCCGGUGGAAAUAAAAAAUCCACCAGGGUUUUGAAAUCCGGACCGGUGCGAGUGUUCAGUCAAAGAACAAAAACUGGAAGUAAGAGAACUUCGAAAAAAGCUGGAAAACGAAGAGCAAAGAAAACGGUGGUUGCGGCAGCUGCGGCUCCGGCUCCGGCUCCGGCUCAAGUGAGCCCUGAACAUCCGGACAGAGUUCAGAAUGUUCAAGGGAAUGUGGCGAAUUCGAGAGACGGGGAAAAUGGGACUGGAUAUGAUCCUCGAGUUGAAAUGGGCAAACGAAUUCGAGCCACUAAUUUGUUGGCGCGCAAUUCGCCGGUAAGUUGAUUUUCAUUUUUUGGUUUCAGAAAAAAAAUGUCAUUUUUUUCAGAGAAUUCCAUUCCUUUUGAACCCAACACAGUCGGGGUCCGAAGAAGAGGAUGUUGCUGAAGAUCUUGGGAAUUUGAGAUUGGUUGGAGCAGAAGAAGGCAAUGCUGGCAAUCGCGGAAAUAUUGGGGCUGGUGUUAUUGAAUUGAAUGAGAAUUCGGAAGUUGGAGCAGAACGAAAUGAAGGAAAUGGAGCAAAUCCAGGAGCACAGGUUGCAAAUGUAGUUGAAAGAAAUGAGGAAAAUGGAGCAGAACAAGGAGUACCAGUUGGAAAUGUAGUUGCAAGAAAUGAGGGAAAUGGAGCCGAAGGUGGAGCACAAGUUGAAGCGGAAAAUGUCGAAACUGCUGAGACUGGUGGUGAAACGGAUGGAGAAGAGGUUGUUGCUGAAAAUGGGAAAACAAAGAAAAAGAAGAAGGAUUUUGGAUUGGUGGUGAGUUGUAAUUAUUCGAGAAUUUUCUCAAAAUAAUGUUUGUUACAGAAAACUCGAAGCGGGACGAAAUUGGCGCAUGGCAAAACUUAUUACUGGAAAAAAAUAUCACCAGCAAAACCAGAAGAGAAGACAAAGAAUCGAGAAGUGAAGGGAUUAGCUGAUUUUGAUAACAACUGGAGAGGUGAUGGAUAUGGUAAGAAGUAUGAAGACGAUGAAGCGCCGAAAACUGGACAAUGUGACGAGGAAUCAGCUGCAAGUUCUGGAGCACCAUCGCCAGUUGUUCAAGAGAUGAAUAUUGAUUUGGAGGAGGAAGAGAGAAGAAACUGA